GCUGGUGCAGCAGGAGGAAGCGCCGUUUCCGGUAAUGAGCGACUGACUGCUGACAAACACCGACGACAAACCCGCUGCUUUCGGCAUCUACCGGCGUGAAAUUGUCCACUCUCAUCCGGGCGGGACGUCAGACGGGUUCCAGCCAAGCGUUCGGCUGGAGAGAGGCGUGAAGCUGCAGCAGAGCCGCGGAGUUUGAGCCUCCCAGCGCCGGUAUGGCCCGCGACUACGAUCACCUCUUCAAGCUGCUGAUCAUCGGUGACAGCGGUGUUGGAAAGAGCAGUCUUCUCCUGCGCUUUGCAGACAACACUUUUUCAGGUAGUUACAUCACCACUAUAGGAGUGGACUUCAAGAUCCGGACGGUGGAGAUUAAUGGAGAGAAGGUGAAGCUGCAGAUUUGGGACACAGCCGGACAAGAGCGAUUCAGAACCAUCACGUCUACGUAUUACAGAGGAACCCAUGGGGUCAUAGUAGUGUAUGACGUCAGCAGUGCUGAAUCCUUUGUUAAUGUCAAGCGUUGGCUGCAUGAAAUAAACCAGAACUGCGAUGACGUCUGUCGAAUAUUAGUGGGCAAUAAAAAUGACGAUCCAAACUCUAAGGUUGUGGAGACGAAUGACGCACAGAAGUUUGCUGAGCAGAUGGGCAUCAGCCUGUUUGAGACGAGCGCAAAAGAGAACAUCAACGUGGAGGAGAUGUUUAACUGCAUCACAGAGCUGGUGCUCCGGGCAAAGAAAGAGUCUGUGGCCAAACAGCAGCAACAGCAGCAAAACGAUGUGAUUAAACUCGGCAAAAAUAGCAAACGGAAAAAAAAAUGCUGCUAGUGGAUGAACAGGUGUUCUUCUGCACGGCGAUCUUCACAUGCAGAUGGACUGUGAUCAUCUCACUUAAGAUUUCACAAAAACACAAUGUGUACAGAUGCAGGCCUUUUUGGACCGAGACAAACCACAGUGACUUUUUAAAAGAAAAUGUACAGAUUUUAUCAGAGUCAAGGAUUUUUAUUUGGAAUUCGUGAUAUUUAAUAAAAGAUCUUCCUUCUUUAUUGAAGGACCUUCAAGCUGACGUGAUCGCCAAACCGUGCAGGUUUAUGUAUGCUUACUCUCUGUAUACUCUACAGUGAUUAUAUAUCUCUAUUAUCCACCAUCUCAGGAGUGAUUUUUGUUUUCCUCUUUAUUUUGCUUCUCUUUGUCUUUUUUGUGGAAUGCCAUUGUGUUUUCUGCAUGAACAAUUUGGGCCUUUUUUUUGCAGUUUUUUUUUUUAAAUCCUUUUUAUUUUUUUAUGAAAGCAUACAAUUACAGAAAUUUACUCAACAUGGACUCAAAAGGAUGCCAACAACUUUUUUUAUUUUAUUUUUUAGAUAAUAUCAAUUAGUGAUUUUUUUUUUUCUUUUUUUUUUUAAGCCUGUUUCAUUGGGUGAAUCUUGCAAAAAAAAAAAAGCUUCUCCAGGUCACAUAAAAUUUUGUAUUAUAUUUUGCACAAAGAAAAUGAAGCCUAUGUUUAGGAUCAAGCACAUUUCGUCUGAAAUUACCAUAGCCAAUGCAAGAAAUUUGAUGUUUAUAAAUUAUAAAGUAAUUCUACAUCAUGAUAGUAUUUGUUAUACAGAAAGGGAUACAAAAAUGUCUUGUUUAAAGGUGUUUUUGUGUUCCUUAAAAGAAAAGAAAAAAAGACUAUUAUAGCAACAAGAAUUGACUGAGAAAUUAAAACACAUUGAUGCCUUUCAGUAAUGUGCAUACAAAAGAGCAUUAGCAUUAAUCAAG
Molecule: messenger RNA, 1751 nt
Organism: Carassius auratus (goldfish)
Lineage: Eukaryota; Metazoa; Chordata; Actinopteri; Cypriniformes; Cyprinidae
Product: ras-related protein Rab-35-like
Exons: 6
Coding region: 213-818 (201 amino acids)
Molecular function (GO): GTP binding; GTPase activity
Source: RefSeq, a predicted model, not a curated record